Molecule: messenger RNA, 5607 nt
Organism: Notothenia coriiceps (black rockcod)
Lineage: Eukaryota; Metazoa; Chordata; Actinopteri; Perciformes; Nototheniidae
Product: protocadherin Fat 4-like
Exons: 3
Coding region: 358-5607 (1749 amino acids)
Biological process (GO): homophilic cell-cell adhesion
Cellular component (GO): plasma membrane
Molecular function (GO): calcium ion binding
Source: RefSeq, a predicted model, not a curated record
CCUAACUCUGGAUACACUUUUUUCCACGCAUUUCCAAGGAGCCAGGAACUUAUGUUUUGUUUUGUCUUUCAAGGGAAUAGUCAGAUUCCGUUUUGAAAAUGCUUUUUUUUGCGGAGUUGAAUUGAAACUUCCCUGAUCUGCAGGAAUCAUUCUCUCCCCAUUCAGAGGGUUUUGUUGCAUUGGAUAAAACAACACUUCUGGAGUACUUUGGAACACUGUGGAAGGAGUCGCUGCUGUGUUUCCCAUUGAGUUUUCUUUAACGUUUGCUGGAAUAUAAAUGCCUUUGUGACUCCUCGGUAAAGUUGAUGCAUCAUAGGCAUGGACUCUGUCUGAGAAAGGUGGACUGCCUCUCUGACCAUGGCGCUCACAGGUAGGGGAUUUGGCCGGUUCCAUUUGAUUUUACUCCUGUUAUGGACUCUCUCGCAGUACUCAGUAUCCAGCCAAGUCCGACAAGAGUUCCAGGUCCUGGAGGAGCAGCCCAUCGGCACCUACGUGGGCACGAUAGAGACCAAGCCCAGCUUCACGUACCGCUUCAGCGAGAACCACAAACUUUUUGCAAUUAACGGAACCACCGGAGUCAUUUACACCUCCUCGGUGAUUGACAGGGAGAUUUUGCAAAGUGAUGUCAUCAACGUCGUGGUGCUGUCCAGCCAGCCCACCUACCCCACUGAGGUCAGGAUAGUAGUUGUGGAUAUUAAUGACAACUCCCCUGUGUUUCCAGACGAGUCUAUUGUGGUGUCUUUUAAGGAGGACGCCAGCAGUGGUAGACAAGUGAUCCUGGACACUGCUACAGACUCAGACAUUGGAAGUAACGGAGUUGAUCACACUACGUACAAAAUAGUGAAAGGCAACGAGCAGAGGAAAUUCCGCCUGGAUAUUACAGUCAAUCCUAGUGGAGAGGGAGCAUUCUUGCACCUGGUUUCCACUGGAGGCUUGGACAGGGAAGUUUCUCCCUUCUACCAGCUCCUGGUUGAAGUGGAGGACAAAGGAGACCCAAAAAAGUUUGGUUACCUGCAAGUAAACGUCACUAUUCAAGAUAUAAAUGACAACCCCCCUAUUUUUGAUCAAGAUCAGUAUCAAAACAGUGUCUAUGAGGAUGCAGCAGUAGGUUUUAGUGUCCUGCAGAUUACAGCAUCAGAUCAGGAUGAGGGAGCUAAUUCUGAAAUCAGGUACUUUUUAGAUGAAGGGACACCUUUUCAAAUUGACCCCAAAGCUGGUACUAUUAUUAUAAAAGAGAGUUUGAAUUAUGAGAGUAAGAAAGAGUACUCCCUCACUAUCCAUGCAGUUGACAACGGUGUGCCCUCUCUGUCAGGCAGGACAGAAGCCACUAUUAAACUUGUAGAUGUGAAUGAUAAUGACCCAGUGGUGAAGUUUAGGUAUUUUCCCACAACUUCUAAAUUUGCCUCCGUUGAUGAAAAUGCACAGAUUGGCACAGUUGUUGCUUUGCUCACUGUUUCAGAUUCCGACUCCCCCACAGCUAAUGGCAACAUAUCUGUUUCAAUCUUAGGAGGCAACGAGCAGAGACACUUUGAAGUGCACACGUCUCCUGUGCCCAAUUUAAGUCUGAUCAAAGUGGCCAGUGUGUUAGACAGAGAGAGAAUUUCCUCAUACAACCUGACUGUGUCUGUGUCGGACAAUGGCAGGCCUAUUGCUCGCUCCUCUUUUGCAAGUCUGGUUAUUUUUGUGAAUGAUAUCAACGAUCACCCCCCUAUAUUCCAGGAAACGCUGUACAGAGUAGAUAUCAGUGAAGACAUACCAAAAGGGAGCUACAUUAAAGGGGUUUCUGCAACAGAUGGUGACUCUGGGCAGAAUGCCAACCUGCGCUACUCCCUGGUGUCUGGAAACGCUUUGGGCUGGUUCUCCAUCAGUGAAAACAGUGGUCUGGUUACCAGUGCCGCUUUGUUGGAUAGGGAAAUAGCAUCUGAAAUUGUGCUCAACAUUAGUGCCAAAGACCAGGGGCUACAGCCCAAAAUGUCGUACACUAAACUCAUAGUCAACAUCACUGAUGUGAAUGACCAAGUGCCCACAUUUACACAGAGCACAUAUCACGUCUCCCUGGUGGAGCACGCUCCUGCCGGCACUGAGCUGGUGGUGCUGUCUGCAUCAGAUGACGACGUCGGGGCUAAUGGAACUAUCCGGUUCUCAUUUGAUGCAGAGACUCCAGCCAGUGUCCAGGAGCUGUUUCGCCUGGAUGCCGUGUCAGGGCGAUUAAGCACAGCCGCUGAGCUAGACAGGGAAGAUAAGGCCUCGUACUUACUCCACAUCCACGCAGCAGACGCAGGCAGCCCUCCUCUGCACUCUUUAGGAAGGGUCAAUAUCACGCUGAGGGAUAUCAAUGACAAUAGGCCAGUUUUCUACCCUGUGCAGUAUUUUGCCAAUGUGAAAGAGAACGAGCCCUCGGGUUCUUUUGUGACCACCGUUUUAGCCACAGACCCCGAUUUGGGUCGAAAUGGCACGCUCAAAUAUAUCAUUUCAGCUGGAGAUGCUUCCAAAUUCCGUAUUAAUAGCAACACGGGAAAAAUUAGCACCCUUGUGUCCCUGGAUAGAGAGGAGAAAACUGCAUACCAGCUGCAGGUGACAGCUGCAGAUGGUAGCGGCCUGCGCUCAGACACUCAGGCCAUAGUCACUGUUACUGUCAUCGACACACAGGAUAACCCACCAGUCUUUAGUCAGAACGUGUAUAGUUUUGUCAUGUUUGAAAAUGUUGGCAUUGGGACAGUUAUAGGGACAGUGUCAGCCACCACUGUGGAUUUAAACACAAACAUUUCAUAUUUAAUCACCUCAGGGGACCAGAGGGGGCUUUUUGCUGUAAACAGUGCAGGUCAGAUCACAGCUUCGAGCCAGAUAGACAGAGAGGAGCAGGGUUUCUAUCAGCUUAAAGUUGUAGCCAGAGCUGGGGAGAUCACAGGAGAGGCCUUUGUUAACAUCACCGUGAAGGACUUAAAUGAUAAUGCCCCUCAUUUUAUUCACGCCGUGGAGCAUGUGAGUGCGGUGGAAAACUGGAGCACAGGUCAUGUCAUAUUCCAGGCCAAAGCUUCAGAUCCUGAUGAAGGCACGAACGGCGUGGUGGCUUACAGCCUCAAACAAAACCCCAAAGGCCUGUUUCAUAUUCAUGAGAAGCACGGCCUCAUCACGCUGACCGGGCCGCUGGAGGUCACCACAAGCUCUUACGAGGUCGAGGUCAUCGCCUCAGACAUAGGGGUCCCCCAGCACACCUCCAGCCUCAUCCUCAUCGUCAGUGUUUAUGACGUCAACGACAACUCGCCUGUGUUUGACCAGCUUUCAUAUGAGGUCAUCAUCCUGGAGUCUGAGCCUGUCAACAGCCGCUUUUUCAAAGUGGAGGCCACCGACAAAGACUCUGGACUAAAUGGGGAGAUCAUGUAUGACAUCGCUGGGGGCAACACAGGUGAUGUGUUUGGCAUUUUUCCAGACGGGCAGCUGUACAUCAAAGCAGAGCUGGACAGAGAGAUACAGGACAGAUAUAACUUAGUGGUGUUGGCCAAAGACCGGGCUGUGGAGCCGCUAAGUGCUACUGUGAAUGUCAGCAUCAUUCUCGAUGAUGUAAACGAUAACCGUCCCCUUUUUAACAGCACUAAUUAUGUGUUUCAUUUUGAGGAAGAGCAGAAGAGGGGGUCGCUUGCUGGGCAUGUUUUUGCCCAGGAUAAAGACUAUGGCCCCAACAGUGAGGUCAGAUAUACAUUUGAGACUCCGCAGCCCAACUUUGAGCUGAACGCCAUCACAGGGGAGUUGACCAGCACUUUGCAGUUUGAUCGCGAGUUGCUCAUGAGGCAAAGGGGCACCGCAGUUUUCAGCUUUGUGGUCGUCUCAUCAGACCAGGGUCUCCCAAAACCCCUCAGAGACCAGGCCAAAGUGCAAGUUUACAUUCAAGACAUCAACGACAACCCGCCUAAAUUCACCAAAGACAUUUACCAGGCCUCCAUCUCAGAGUCAGCUCCGAACAUGACACAACUGCUGCGGGUCUCGGCCUCCGAUGUAGAUGAGAACAAGAAUGGACUGGUUCAUUAUUACAUCUCUGAGGGUAACGAGGAAGGACAGUUUACUAUUGAUAGCAGCACUGGACAGGUCACUUUAAUAGGGAAGCUGGACUAUGAAUCUACUUUUUCCUAUUCAUUGAAAAUUAUGGCUGUUGAUGAUGGAGCUGUGCCUCUGUCCUCUUCUUGUAUGCUCAGUAUCAGCAUCCUGGAUGAGAAUGACAACUCCCCCUCCUUCCCUAAAUCCUCCGUGUCUGUGGACGUCCUGGAGAACAUGAGAAUUGGGGAGCUGGUGGCCUCAGUGACCGCCACUGAUGCAGAUUCUGGUCAAAAUGCAGACAUAACUUACACCAUCACAGCCACAAACAACCAUGGCACUUUCAGCAUCAGCCCCAACACUGGCAGCAUCUUUUUAGUUAAAAAGCUGGACUUUGAAACUCAGUCAUUUUACAAACUCAACAUCACUGCAAAGGACAAUGGCAGACCUCCCCGCUCUUCAUCCAUUCCUGUGGUCAUUCAAGUACGGGAUUUUAACGACAACCCUCCCAUAUUUACCCCUGGUGACAUUUUCAAAUCAAUCGCUGAAAAUCUUCCGCUCUCAGCCUCAGUCAUGACAAUAGCAGCUCAUGACACGGACGCGGACAUAAACGGCGAGCUGGAAUACUCCAUUGUUCAGCAGAUUCCCCGGGGAGGCCACUUCAGGAUUGAUUCGAACACCGGGCUCAUAUACACCAGCCGAGAAAUCGACAGGGAGUUCUCAAAUCUGUUUGAGCUCACCAUCAAAGCCACCGACAAAGCAGUUCCAGUUGAAUUCCGCCGCUUUGCCCUGAAAAAUGUCACCAUAUGGGUCACAGACUUAAACGAUAACAUUCCAACUUUCAUAUCGCAGAAUGCUCUUGUGGCAGAGCCCAAUAUCGUUACUGGAUCCAUCCUUACAACCGUUUUGGCCUUUGACCCCGAUGAAGGGUCAAACGGAGAGGUGGAGUACGAGCUCUUGGAAGGGGACUCUGACACUUUCAUCAUGGACAGGUACAGUGGAGAUAUUCGCCUGGCCUCCCAGCUGGUACAGUCCCGACUCAUGUACAUCCUCACAGUGUCGGCCACCGACCAUGGCAGCAGCCGCAAGACCUCCAGAACUGAUCUGACCAUCAUCCUUCAGGGGCUGGAUGGGCCUGUUUUCUCCCAGCCGAAAUACAUCACUAUCCUGAAAGAGGGCCAGCCGCCGGGCACCAACGUCAUCUCCCUGGGCGCCUCAAGUCCUCGUGGAUCAGCGACCAAAGUGGAGUAUUUCAUAGUGGCAGUUCGUAGUGAAGGAAAAGCAGUGGGACGCCUUUUCACCAUCGGCCGCCACACUGGAGUGAUACAGACGGCUGCAGAGCUGGACCGAGAACAAGGCUCCGACCUCUACAUGGUGGAUGUGUACGCCAUCGAGACUGACGCCAGCCAGCCCAGAACACAGCGUGCUGAGGUGGAGAUCACGCUCCAGGACGUCAAUGACAACCCUCCUGUUUUCCCUAAUGACAUUCUCGAUGUGACCAUUGAGGAGAACGUUGGAGAUGGCUUCAAGAUAAUGCAGCUAACAGCCACGGAUGCAGACAAGAUAUCCUGGGAGUGA